UCAUAAUGUGUCUGCAGUCUUCAGUUUAAUUAUGUCGUAUUUCGUAAUCGUCGCUGCGUAUACAGGUUUUCAUGAGAAUGCCAGACGACAGGAAUUCCAGAAUAUUUUCACCUUGGAUUUUUCGUCAUUUACCAAAAUUAAAGGAAACUGUUAUACAGAAAAAUUAUAAUCUUUUUUUUAUACAAAUCUGCAAAAGAAUUACUGUGAAUUCUUUAGACUAUGAUUCUUAACAAAAUUUCUCUGCUGCACUAUUUGGAACCUGAAUUCUUAUAGAACUUGGAUUACAAAGAAGUUUGCAGGGCCUUCAGAUUUUGAUGAAGAUCGCAAUUGAAUGAAUAUUUGUGAGGAAUAAAAUAUAAGAAUUUAAAGAAGAAAAUUAACCAAAUAUUUCAGUUAGAGUGAAGAGAAAUUAUGGAGAAAGAAUUCUCUGAAGUCAGUGUAAAAUGUGAAUCGCAGUUUGAAGAGAAUGAGUCUCGUGAGGAAUUAUCAAAAGAUUCGGUCAAUUCAUUUUACGAUUGUGAUAUCUGUGGAAAGUCAUUCUCUCAAAAAGGUAAUCUGAAUAUUCACAGACAGAUUCAUGCCAGACAAAAACCAUAUCACUGUGAUAUUUGUGGUAAAUCCUUCUCUCAGAAGGGCAACUUCAAUAUUCACCGAUACAUUCACACGGGAGAGAAACCAUAUCACUGUGAUAUUUGUGGUAAAUCUUUCUCGCAAAAAAGUAGUUUAACAACACACAAACGUAUUCACACGGGUAAGAAACCCUAUAGCUGUGAUGUCUGCGAUAAGUCAUUUUCUGAGACAGGUGGCUUGACUACACACAAACGUAUUCAUACAGGAGAGAAGCCGUAUCACUGUGACAUCUGUGAUAAAUCAUUUUCUGGACGUGGCAACUUAGCUACCCACAAACGUAUCCAUACAGGCGAGAGGCCGUACCCUUGUGAUAUCUGUAGUAAAUCAUUCUCUCAGAAAGAGAGCUUAAUAAAUCACAAGUAUGUUCAUACAGGAGAGAAACCAUUUCUCUGUGAUAUCUGUGGUAAAUCAUUCUCUCAAAGAAAUAGCCUUGCUGAACACAAACACAUUCAUACAGGUGAGAAACCAUUUGUAUGCAAUACCUGUGGGAAAUCUUUCUCCGUAGGAAGUCACUUAAUUAGACACAAAUCCAUUCAUACAGGAGAGAAGCCAUAUCACUGUGAUGUCUGUGGUAAAUCUUUUUCUCAGAAUGGUAUCUUAACGACACACAAACGGAUUCAUACAGGUGAAAAACCAUAUCAGUGUGAUAUCUGCAGUAAAUCUUUUUCUCAUAAAGGUAACUUAACUACACAUAAAAAUAUUCAUUCAGGAGAAAAGCAACACCAGUGUAAUAUCUCUGACCAGACAUUCUCUCAAAAUGAUAACCUGACUAUACAUGUAUAUAUCCAUGCAAGAGAGUAACAAUAUCACUAUGAUGUGUGAAGGCACAUGGCUCAGUGGCUACAGCGUUGGGCUUACAAUCAUGAGGUAGUGAGUUUGAUUCCUGGACUGUGUGGUAAGUAGCUUGCUUACACACCACACGGU
Molecule: messenger RNA, 1554 nt
Organism: Octopus sinensis (East Asian common octopus)
Lineage: Eukaryota; Metazoa; Mollusca; Cephalopoda; Octopoda; Octopodidae
Product: zinc finger protein 239-like
Exons: 2
Coding region: 412-1431 (339 amino acids)
Biological process (GO): regulation of transcription by RNA polymerase II
Molecular function (GO): DNA-binding transcription factor activity; RNA polymerase II cis-regulatory region sequence-specific DNA binding
Source: RefSeq, a predicted model, not a curated record